This is a messenger RNA of Salarias fasciatus (jewelled blenny), 2020 nucleotides long. Its product is annotated as dimethylaniline monooxygenase [N-oxide-forming] 5-like. Gene Ontology annotation, molecular function: NADP binding; N,N-dimethylaniline monooxygenase activity; flavin adenine dinucleotide binding. The record is from RefSeq and is a predicted model, not a curated record. Bases 14 to 1675 code for a protein of 553 amino acids. The transcript has 11 exons. Lineage: Eukaryota; Metazoa; Chordata; Actinopteri; Blenniiformes; Blenniidae.
AUCAAGAUCCAUUAUGGUGCACAGAGUAGCAGUGAUCGGGGCGGGCCCGUCUGGUCUGACCAGCAUGAAGGCUUGUCUGGACGAGGGCAUGGUGCCCACCUGCUUUGAAACCAGUGAUGAUGUGGGUGGUCUGUGGAAGUUCAAGGAAGUGUCAGAGCCCAACAGAGCCAGUAUCUAUCGGUCCCUCACAAUUAAUAUCUCCAAAGAGAUGAUGUGCUACAGCGACUUCCCGAUCCCUGCUGAUUAUCCCAACUACAUGCACCACUCGAAAAUCUUGAAAUACUUCAAGAUGUAUGCAGAACACUUUAAACUGCUGCAACACAUUCGGUUCCAGACUGCAGUGAAGAGUGUCAAACAGAGACCUGACUUCUCUCGCAGUGCUCAGUGGGAGGUUGUGACAGAGAAUAGAGAAGGGCUGGAGGAAAAGCAUGUUUUUGAUGCAGUGAUCUGUUGCUCUGGUCACUACACCUACCCCAACCUGCCGCUCAAAGAUUUUCCAGGAAUUGAGACAUUUGAAGGAAAAUAUCUGCACAGCUGGGACUAUAAGGGCCCUGAGGACAUGCAAGGAAAGAGAGUGGUGGUCAUUGGGAUCGGUAACUCUGGAGGGGACAUCGCCGUGGAGACAAGCAGGGUUGCAGAGCAGGUGUAUAUGAGCACCCGCCGUGGAGCCUGGGUCAUCCGUCAAGUCUCCGACAACGGCCUUCCUGUGGAUAUGAAGUACAACACCCGCUUCGUCCACAUUCUGUUCCAGCUGUUGCCCAUCAACUUCUUCAACUGGUUUGGAGAGAAUAAGCUGAACGCCAUGUAUGACCACUCCAUGUACGCUCUCAAACCUAAACACAGACUUUUCAGUCAGAUCCCAGUGAUCAAUGAUGAUCUGCCACUGAAGAUCCUGUCUGGAUCUGUCGUCAUCAAACCGAAUGUGAAAGAAAUCCGCGGCUCUACCGUGGUGUUUGAAGAUGGCAGCAAGGUGGAAAAGGUGGAUGUCAUUGUAUUCGCCACAGGAUACAACUAUGAUUUUCCCUACUUGCCCAGUAAUGCAAUGUACAAGUCUGGGCAUCGCGUGGCUUUGUACAAACACGUGUUUCCUCCAAACAUUGAGCAUCCCACUCUGGCUGUGGUUGGCUUCAUUCAUGGUCUCGGAGCCAUCAUGCCCCAGGCUGAAAUGCAGGCCCGAUGGGUCACACGUGUGUUCAAAGGACUGAGUAAGUUGCCCUCAAACCCGGCCAUGAUCAAGGCUGUUGAAAAUGAUACCAAGGACAUCGAAAAAAACUACAUCGUGUCAAAGCUGACACCCCUGCAGGUCGACUUCGUUUCCUACAUGGACGAACUCGCUGGAGCGAUUGGAGUGCGGCCAAGUCUGCUCUGGCUCUUCUUCACAGACUACGCUCUGUUUAAGAAGGUCCUCUGGGGGCCUGUCACAGCCUACCAGUACCGCUUGAUGGGACCAGGGAAAUGGGCGGGGGCUCGCCAGGCAAUCUUCACCCAGUUUGAACGCAUGAAUCAGCCCCUGAAAACCAGACAGCUGCCGGAGCAAGAGACCUCCGUCGCCGGCCGUCUGGUGAAGAUGGGCCUUACUGUCCUGGCUGGAGGCAGUGCGGCCUACUACUUCCAUACUCGCCACCCAGACACCAUCAUCUCCCUGCUUUCUACCCUGCAUACAAAAGUAGUGUGAACACAGAAGACAACUCUGAAACAAAGAUAGAGCCAUCCCUUCUUUGAAGACCCUUCAUAAAAUAGUUUUUGCUGUAUUUCUCUUUGGGUUGUUAUGAUGGAAGUUGUUUUUAACCCUUUUCUCUGGGCUUCUGGGAUCUUUAUUGCAUCUUAGAAUUCAGUCUGUUUGUUUGAUCGGCAACUGUUCUCAAGAUAAGUUGAACUUGCAGCUAUUUUUCUAGUAAUAUUUCAUAGAAAAUGUUAAAUCUCCUGAUGUAAGUAUUGUCAUACGCUCAGCAGAGUAAUGGCUACUUCAAUAUGUGGUUAUUGUUUUCAUUUACCUCCACAACAUUCAUUCAUAUGAACU